AUGGCGAAUUCAUUAUCGGAAAUCGAGCCGGUGGUUAAGGAGAUGUGCAGAAACGCUGGUGUGCCAGGUUUGGCGAUUGGUGUUAUUCACGAUGGUAAGGUUGCCUACGAGUCUUAUAUAGGUCAUCGUGAUCUUGAGAGUAAUCUUCCCGUUGAUUGCAACACAUUGUUCUACGUCGCAUCAUUAACGAAAGCGAUGACGGCAACAUGCUUGGGAAUCUUGGUCCACCAACGGAAGCUUGAAUGGACAACACCAGUUCACGAGAUUCUCCCAGACAUGUCGAAAUCGACAGAGAUCUUUGAAGCCAAGCUAACUGUCCUGGAUAUUUUGAGUCACCGCACUGGAAAGGCCUGGUCAGAUGCGCUUUAUCUGGAGUCAAACAACCGCAUCCUGCUUCCGAAACACGAGUCCAUCCCAAUCUUCGACUACCUUCCUCAGGUGGAGCCAGUCCGAAGUCGUUUCAUGUACAAUAAUUAUGCGUACAAUAUUGCGGGUCUUGUUAUCGAGAAGCUAUCCGGCGUGAGUUGGGGCCAGUUUAUCAAGGAUAAUCUUUUCAUCCCUUUGAAUAUGAGACGCUCAUUUGUCUGCCACCCAGACGACGACAAUAUAGCGGCACCAUACAACAUCCUAACGAAUCGAUCUGCUCAUAGAUUGCCGUUUUGCAACGCAUCAGACGAGACAAUGAUGUUCGCUGGCCAGUCUGUUCGGACCUGUAUGUCUGAUCUCCUCAAAUACUGCACAACUUAUUUGGAUGCUUUCGGGGCCAUGAUUCCAAUCGUGCGACAAAAUUCUACGUCCACUCAUGACAAUCUCCUUAGCCGAGCCUCGAAGCUCUUGGUUAGCCUAGCAAAUAGUGCUAAGAGGCCUUCCGAAUAUCAAGUUCAAAAAUACGAGCAAGAAGAAUCGCAUGGAGGAGCAGCUGCCAGUCCAAUUAAGGAAAUAGCAACUAUCGCGAGACCUCACAUAAGUCGUCCAGUGGCGAACAGUAUUCUGGAGCAGACGUAUGCCUUGGGAUGGAACAGGACCCAACUCCCCGGUGCCCUCGACUUUGGUUGGAAUCAAGAUAUGUUACAAUCAUUCCCGUUACUCGGUGAAGGAUAUGCCGGCAAACUCGCAAUUUGGCAUGGCGGAAACAUGCCAGGUACCACAAGUGCUAUACUUCUGAUACCAGAGACGAAAUCUGGCGUAAUCGUCUUGCAAAACUCCCUUGGUCUGUGUGAUGUGACUGACUGGACAAGUCAGCUUGUCAUGGACAUGCUUAUGUUGGGACAUCCCGCACAUGAUUAUGCAACCCUGGCAGCUCAGUGUGUUGAGGGGGGCAUUCAACGGAUGAUAAAAGUCGAGGAGAAGCUCUCAAGUGAGCAAAUUACGGGGACUAAGUCUCGACCCCUUGAUGCUUAUACCGGUCGAUAUAUGAACUGCAUAAAUAAUUGGUACAUUGACAUCAAGGAUAUCCAAGGGCAGCUCUAUCUAGAGUUCUUAGGCCGCGAGGAUGAGCGAUAUCAGUUGCGGCACUAUCACCACGAUACAUUUGUGUGGAAUCUUUCAUAUGAUGAGAUAGUGAAGCGGGGGCAGUAUGUUCGGUCUUACGAGUAUUACAGACUGGAAUUUGAGAUUUGGGGUGAUAAUGACAAAUUUUCGCAGCUGAGAUGGCGGCAUGAUAAAUCUGUUCCACAAGGAGAAAUGUUUAGCAGAGGGAUUAAAUCUCCAUAG
Pochonia chlamydosporia 170 is the source of this 1713-nucleotide messenger RNA. RefSeq names its product beta-lactamase family protein. Bases 1 to 1713 code for a protein of 570 amino acids. The transcript has a single exon. The record is from RefSeq and is a predicted model, not a curated record. Lineage: Eukaryota; Fungi; Ascomycota; Sordariomycetes; Hypocreales; Clavicipitaceae.